This is a messenger RNA of Heteronotia binoei (common prickly gecko), 2477 nucleotides long. RefSeq names its product granulin precursor (gene GRN). Lineage: Eukaryota; Metazoa; Chordata; Lepidosauria; Squamata; Gekkonidae. Gene Ontology annotation, cellular component: extracellular region. The record is from RefSeq and is a predicted model, not a curated record.
AGGUUCCUAGCCAGGAUGUGGCCCCUGUUGACGGUGUGCGUGAUCCUUGGUGGGGCAGUCUCUUCUCUGCGGUGCCCUGACGGACUCUCAUGCGAGGGACCCCACGGCUGCUGCAGGCGUCCUGGGCGGGAUGGGUAUGCCUGUUGCGACCAGCCCCAGUUCCUAGGCGGAUCCUUGCGCAUGUUGCCUCCAAGCACCCUGAACGAGGAGUCUGGCGUUGCCUGCCCGGAUGGCCGCUCCUGUCCUCUGGAGUACUCCUGCCUGCGUACUCUGGAUGCUUCCUAUGGCUGCUGCCCCUAUGGCCAGGCGGUUUCCUGUGCUGAUGGCCACCACUGCUGCCCCCGUGGCUUCCACUGCAGCGCUGACGGGCGUUCCUGUUUCCAGAGCCGAGGUGGCCUUCCUGCCUCCACCGUGGAUGCCGUUCAGUGCCCAGAUGGAGAGUCCCAGUGCCCCAAUGAGUCCACCUGCUGUUUGAUGGCCGACGGCACCUGGGGCUGCUGCCCAAUGCUUGAGGCCUCCUGCUGUGAGGACAAGAUCCACUGUUGCCCUCACGCUACCACUUGCGACAUGGCUCACUCGCGGUGCUUAUCUGCCUCCGGGGAGCAGCCCCUUCAGACGAAGUUCCCAGCCUGGAGACGAGCGUCAGUCUUAGCUCCGCCUCAGAAAAACAUCUGCCCAAACAAUGAGUCCACCUGUCCGGAGACAGCCACCUGCUGUGCACUCCAGACUGGCCAGUUUGGCUGCUGCCCUCUCCAAAAUGCGGUGUGCUGCAGUGACCACCUCCACUGCUGUCCGCAGGGCACCACGUGCGACUUGACCCACUCGAAAUGCACCUUGACCCCUCGCUGGUCAUGGCUGAUCUCCCACCUUCUUGUGGACCUCCAGAAAGCUGGCGAUGUACAGUGUGAUGCGACGCACAAAUGCCCGGAUGGCCACACCUGCUGCCGGCAAUCCUCCGGUGACUGGGGGUGCUGCCCCCUAGAGGAGGCUGUGUGCUGCUCGGACGGUGUCCAUUGUUGCCCCAAGGGUUACACCUGCAACUUGGCACAGGGCACCUGCGAGGCGGGUGUCAGCAGCAUCCCCUGGCUGGCGAAAUCCUCUGCUGGUUUUGUGAGGGACGUCACAGGCUCUGCCGCCUCCGUGGUGCACUGCGAUGCCCACAGCACCUGCCCGGAUGGGCAGACCUGUUGUCGCCUAGCAAGCGGAAGUUGGGGCUGCUGCCCGUUUCCGCAGGCGGUGUGCUGCCCGGAUCACCUCCACUGCUGCCCCAGCGGCUUCCGUUGUGGGCCCUCAGCAGGCACCUGCGUGAAGGACGGGGAGAGCAUCCCUUGGCUGGAGAAGGGACCUGCAGGUGUGCAUUCCGCCUCUUCCGGCGGGGACGUCAGGUGCGACGACCAAGUCAGCUGCCCCGAUGGGCAGACCUGCUGCCGGCUGGCCUCAGGCACGUGGGGGUGCUGCCCCCUACCCCAGGCUCUCUGCUGCGCUGACCAUGUGCACUGCUGCCCCAAGGGCUACACCUGCGACGUGGCCCACGGCAGCUGCCUGCAGUCCUGGCACGCCCUGCCUUGGGGGACCAAGCACCCUGCUGACCCUCUACAGAACCAGGACAUCCGUUGCGAUGGCACCACCAGCUGUGCGGAAGGGCAGACCUGCUGCAAGAGUAAGGCCGGCAUGAGCUGCUGCCAGCUGCCAAACGCUGUUUGCUGCGCAGACCAUGAGCACUGCUGGCCUUCGGGCUACACUUGUAACCUGAAAGCCCAGACAUGCGAAAAGCAGCAGCCCCAGUCUCCUGCCACCGAGGGAGUGCAGCCCUCCGUCUCGCUGAGUCCUUCACCCGCUGCUGAGUCCGGCCGCGAUGUGCCCUGCGAUACUCAGCACUACUGCCACGAUCGCCAGACCUGCUGCCAGACUAGCACAGGCGGAUGGGCAUGCUGCCCGUAUAACAAGGGCUCCUGUUGCUCUGACCAACGCCACUGCUGUCCCUCGGGCUUCCGCUGCUCCUUGUCGGGCUUGCAGUGCAUUCGGAGAGGGCCCCUCCUCCGUUGGGACGCCGACAUGUUUGCCUCGCGCUCCAGACAAGCCGUCCCGUUGCUCUGAAGUGCCUUUUGGGGUGUGCUUGCCCCGAGGUUGAGGUGGGACUGAGCUGUGCUUCUCCAGGGAGGAACCAAGACACGGGAGCAAUUUCUGCUAAGUUGCUGUUCCAGCCUUGAGGGGCUGGGGUGGGACGGGGGGAGGCAGGCGUCUUUCCUUCCCAGGCACUGUCUACAGUCACAAGCCGACUCUUGGGGGCCCGCUCUUCACUCCUUGCCCUGCCACGUGUGCAACCACAAUCACGACUGCUGCUUGGACUCUGGGAAUAGUUGACCUCCCCGCCAGGCAGUUCUGUGAGCUCCGUCUUUUUUGCUUUGCUGCUCUCGACUCUGGGUUGUUUUAAAACUUUUCCAUGCUCUCUCUUUUUAAAAAAAAGAAUAAGAAAA